AAGAAAUAGAUCAACACCACAGCAAAGUAGAAAGAGUUUAAACUCAAACUUACAACUUUAGAGCACCAGUUUAUCAUAAACAUUUCCAGCUACGGGUUAUGAUAACURCUGCYGARAGGARACCACAUCUACAGGUUUCCGAUCCCAGUUCUUUGUUACGAACUGGUGGCGAGACUUUUCUCAUGGAAGGGAAAGGAAGCACUGAAAUUUUACCUCCGUUGAAACCUUCAACUAAAGCGAACUUAAAACACCAAUCUCACGAUGUAACGAAUGGCUCCCUACCACAUUUAGGUGGAAUCCAAGUACAGCAACUGUUUGAAGAGGAGACAAACCAACAAAACAAAGGAAAAAUCGCACCUGAAGUCCAAGCGUUGCCAUCUGUUCGUCCGACGUCUCAAGCAGGACGCACAUCUUCUGCGGACCGACGUAGUAACGGCUCUGGGACACAGAAAACUCGCGAUUUCAUGACGCCCAAUCAAGCAAUGAAGCAACUAAUGCAUAAACUAACUAACUAUGAACAUCAUGAGAUAUUUAAUUAUCCACAAAUAUAUUUUGUUGGGCCAAAUGCGAAGAAAAGACAGGGUGUGGUGAGUGGAGCAAACAAUUGUGGCUACGACGACGACCAAGGCUCUUACAUCCACGUUCCUCACGACCACAUAGGCUAUAGAUAUGAAGUGCUUAAAAUUAUUGGCAAGGGAAGCUUUGGACAAGUUGUCAAGGCCUAUGAUCACAAGACACAGACUCAUGUAGCUCUAAAAAUGGUUCGCAACGAGAAGCGAUUUCACAGACAAGCGCAAGAGGAGAUCAAGAUACUCGAGCAUUUACGCAAGCAAGAUAAAGACAAUAAUUACAAUAUAAUUCACAUGUUGGAACACUUUAAUUUUAGAAAUCAUGUUUGUAUGACAUUUGAGCUGCUAAGUAUGAACCUUUAUGAACUUAUAAAGAAGAACAAAUUUCAAGGUUUUAGCCUACAACUGGUUCGAAAAUUCGCUCACUCAAUUCUUCAGUGUUUGGAAGCACUUCACCGCAAUCGCAUCAUACACUGUGACCUAAAACCUGAAAACAUCCUUCUCAAACAACAAGGAAGAAGCGGAAUUAAGGUCAUAGACUUUGGAUCUAGUUGCUACGAACAUCAGAGGAUAUAUACAUAUAUUCAAAGUCGGUUUUACCGAGCGCCCGAGGUAAUACUCGGAGCACGCUACGGCAUGCCUAUUGAUAUGUGGAGCUUUGGCUGCAUUUUAGCCGAACUUUUGACAGGAUAUCCGAUCUUUCCUGGCGAGGAUGAAGGUGACCAACUAGCUUGUAUUAUUGAAUUGCUAGGGAUGCCACCACAGCGUCUAAUUGAGUCAUCUAAACGAGCGAAGAACUUUAUAAGUUCCAAAGGCCACCCUAGAUAUUGUACAGUGACAACAUUGCCAGAUGGCAGUACUGUGUUGAACCCCGGUCGAUCGCGACACGGAAAAACAAGAGGCAUUCCAAACUCAAAAACAUUCACUCAAGCACUAAAGGGCUGCGAUGAUGCUCACUUUAUUGAUUUCUUGAAGAGAUGUCUCGAAUGGGAUCCAAGUCAACGAAUGCUACCGUCACAAGCGCUGAGACAUCCAUGGCUUCGACGAAGGUUGCCAAGAGCUCCCGAACCUAACAACAACACGAUCACCUCUGCUGAAAAGCGACGCUCAGCCGUAGGAAAACUUCCACCAACUGGUCCUUCUUCGGGAAAAACAAAACCAAGAAAACCUAUUGAAAUCACCGACGACGGACUACCAGACUCAGGAUCAUUAAAUACAAGAACUGUUUUACCAAAGAUUGUAGGAAGAUAGGAAAACAUUGAAUUUUUAGCACGAUGGUAUUUUAGUUUUUAUUUCUUAAAAUACUCAUUGGAAAGAUCAUAGUAUUUCUGCACAAUAUACAUCCGUACUUUGCAAUUCAAUAUACUGGCGAAGUUAGAUACAUGCAUCUAUUUUCGCCCCACUAGAAAUGUGUCAAAUGCACGUGGAAGAUAUUUAAAUGUAUAGUGUGAAAAUUUAUCUACUUUUGUACAGAUGUCUAGUUUAGGGAAAUGUGUUUUAUAAAUAUGUAAAGGAAUCGAAUUAUAUUUUUUAAAACCAACGGAUUCAAGGGUUUUUAGCUAAGAUACUUCUUAUGGCAAUAAUUGCACAGUUUUGAAAUCCCCAAACAAGUACAAAUUACGAGAGUGAAGAGAAUGUAAUUAUAAUUAAUAUAUGACAGAUCAGUCCGAUGUAAUAAAAAUUUAGCUAUAUAAA
Messenger RNA from Exaiptasia diaphana, 2264 nucleotides. RefSeq names its product dual specificity tyrosine-phosphorylation-regulated kinase 2. Gene Ontology annotation, cellular component: nucleus. The transcript has a single exon. Gene Ontology annotation, biological process: peptidyl-threonine phosphorylation; peptidyl-serine phosphorylation. The coding region runs from base 99 to 1820 and encodes 573 amino acids. Lineage: Eukaryota; Metazoa; Cnidaria; Anthozoa; Actiniaria; Aiptasiidae. The record is from RefSeq and is a predicted model, not a curated record. Gene Ontology annotation, molecular function: protein serine/threonine/tyrosine kinase activity; protein serine/threonine kinase activity; ATP binding.